AUGCCCUUUCCAUCGGAGGAGCAACAUGCUGCCCACGCUUCCACCUCCGCCCUGGAGGAUCGGUCGACUCUCAUCCAUAGAAGGGCGUCACACUCAUCUCUCCCUGAUGUGAGCGGCGACGAGACGAGCGAUCCUUGCACUUCGCACUCUCUGGUGGACGCUCUUGACCUUGCGACGUCCUUACCGUAUUGGUUUGCCUAUGCUCGAGCGCGCAUGUCCGAUUAUAUUAAAGAUAUGGAGCACCUCGUCUAUGCAAACAAGGCACACAGGAUGUCCAUCCUUGUGCCACUUGAAUAUAUGGAGGCACGCUUUAGUGCAGCUUAUGAUGCCAUGCUUCGCAUGGCGCAGGAAGCAUCCUUUAGCCGGUAUGAGGGCAAGGAAGCAUCGCGCUGCAAGCUUUCGUCCAGCGACGAAAUCAAGCAUCGUAUCCAUGUCCUCGUUCAAGAAUGGGAGCGACGCGCCAUGACAUUGCAACCUACGCUGUUUGCUCGAACUCCAACAUCUGAAUCAAAGACCCAGUCCUCCUUACGCAUGCCAGCCACAGCUGCUUACUUGUCUGAAGAGGUUCAAAAAAGUAUGUCGGCCAUGCGUAACCACUUUCAAAAUGUCACGAUACCCCUGUUGCGCGAUACGUCAUCCGCAUGGGCUCAUGAUGCUCAGGCAUUUUUGCCCGACCGAGCAACGCUUCAUCAUCUGCCCCAGCACGUGAGAGAAACACUUGCCAUGCUUGGUUCGCGCGGCAUGGAAGCUGGUGCACAAAUUGUUCAUGCUGUACAUGAUGUGGAAGAUGCCAUAUACGAAGCUGCAUGUCGGCUGGCCAACAACGGUCGCGAAUUGAUUUCUUAUCAUGCAUUGCCCGAGUUAUGGCGCAACAACGAUUUUAUUGUAACAGGGUAUCGGUUUAUUCCCAAGGACCAAUGGCAUCGUCUCAUUCUGAGCGCAUUUCACAUACACAAUGAGACGGGCAAUAUUCACACUCAUCUGGGAGGCCUAUUCCUAGUAGGUGUUCUGUUUUGGCUCACAAGCUCCCUAGACCCAACCACUACCACGACGAUGGAUCGAUGGAUCGUUACCAUCUACUUAUUCGCUGCAGCCAAGUGCCUGAUAUGCUCUGUUUCUUGGCAUAUCAUGGCAGGAUGCGCAGAUUUACAAUGGUUCACGUGUUUUGCCUGCAUUGACUACACGGGCAUCUCAUGGCUUGUGGCUGCAUCCCUCGAGACGAUUGUAUACAACGGAUUUUACUGCCAGCCUGGCCUAAUUGCGCUAUAUACAGUCGGUGUGAUUGCCAUUGGAGUUAUUAUGUCAAUCCUGCCUUGGUCGCCGUGGUUCAAUGAUAUACGGUACCGUACCAUCCGUAUAACCCUUUUCCUCGGCAUGGCAUGUAUGGGUAUUGUGCCUUUUGUGCACGGCACCAUUUUGCAUGGAUAUGAUAACAUGGCACAAUUUUAUGCCCCUCUGAUUCCUAGCCUGGGCUCCUACAUUGUCGGUGUCGUCCUGUACAGCUUCCGUUGGCCCGAGCGUUGGGCGCCGGGCAAAUUCGACAUCGUCGGCCAUUCCCAUCAACUGUGGCAUGUGGCCAUCGUGCUGGCCAUUUAUCUUCACUUCCAGGCGGUCCUAUCAUUUCACGAAAAUCGUCACGCUUAUAGUUGCGCAGCUGGGUCCACCCCCUCACCUACGCUGGCGCAUAUCGCUGACAUAUUCCACACCAGCCAACAAUGGCUGGUCUUAUCUGCGAAAAAGUUUACCCCAGGCGCGUACUACAUUCAAUAG
Molecule: messenger RNA, 1770 nt
Organism: Malassezia restricta
Lineage: Eukaryota; Fungi; Basidiomycota; Malasseziomycetes; Malasseziales; Malasseziaceae
Product: adiponectin receptor
Exons: 1
Coding region: 1-1770 (589 amino acids)
Cellular component (GO): membrane
Molecular function (GO): signaling receptor activity
Source: RefSeq, a predicted model, not a curated record